Messenger RNA from Pseudophryne corroboree (corroboree frog), 2963 nucleotides. It is a transcript of the gene ACP5, whose product is annotated as acid phosphatase 5, tartrate resistant. Gene Ontology annotation, biological process: bone resorption. The record is from RefSeq and is a predicted model, not a curated record. Gene Ontology annotation, molecular function: ferrous iron binding; acid phosphatase activity; ferric iron binding. Bases 258 to 1244 code for a protein of 328 amino acids. NCBI's taxonomy places the organism in Eukaryota, Metazoa, Chordata, Amphibia, Anura, Myobatrachidae. The transcript has 5 exons.
UAAUGUGGGCCAUAUUGCUGCGGAAUCUAGAAAGUUUGGUGAGUGCAGUCCGUGCAGGGCUGUGAUAGGCUAGAGAUAGUGGUUAGAAGGAAAUUGUGGUGUGUCAGCCUCCAGUGAUAACGCCUUGGGUAAUUUGAGACAGGAGGGGGUGAGGGGUGUGAGGUAUUGUGCCGGGUGUUUAUUCAGGUCAGAGGACUUUUAAAUGUGAAUAGUCAGAACAGAAGCAAGCAGCCUGUGUGCAGUGUGCAAGGUCCCAAAUGGAGAAGCUUGUUGUCCUGUUGGUCGUUAUCCUGUCCGUGCUUGGGAAGACGCUCUGCCACCCACUGACAGACACUGAGCCCUCUCUACGCUUUGCGGUGAUUGGCGACUGGGGAGGGCUGCCCCUUCCUCCUUACUACACCAAGCAAGAGCAAUUGGUUGCAACUGAGCUGGGCGAAACAGUUUCCAAAUGGGGGGCCGACUUCAUUGUGUCUGUUGGAGAUAACUUCUACUAUGAUGGAGUGACUGAUGUAACGGAUCUCAGGUUUGAGGCGACCUUUGAGUCUGUGUUCAACGCACCCUCCCUGCGCAAUGUCUCUUGGUACAUUAUUGCCGGGAACCAUGACCACAAAGGAAAUGUGACUGCAGAGAUGGCUUACUCCAAUGUCUCUUCCCGCUGGAACUACCCGGAUCUGUACUAUGACGUGUCCUUCAAGAUUCCAACUACGAAUGUAUCUCUGCGGCUGCUCCUCCUGGACACCAUAAUGUUGUGCGGGAAUUCAGAUGAUUCGCUGGGGGAGCAACCCAUGGGGGCAACCAACAUUAGGCUGGCAGAGAAGCAGCUGGAGUGGCUGACGGAGAAACUGCAGAGUGCCAAGGAGGAAUACCUGCUGGUGGCCGGGCAUUACCCAGUAUGGUCCAUAGCGGAGCAUGGUCCCACCAGCUGCCUCCGAGAGUACGUGGAGCCCUUGCUAAAGAAGUAUGGAGUGACGGCCUAUCUGUGUGGACAUGACCACAACAUGCAGUACCUCCAGGAUGAUUACGGCAUUGGGUACGUGCUGAGUGGAGCGGGAAAUUUUAUGGAGGAUUCCCGGAAGCACGAGAAAGAUGUUCCGGAAGGAUAUCUACGUUUCUACCAAGGUGAAUUGGAAGCAAUGGGGAGCUUUGUCUACAUGCAGGCUACCCCUAAGGAACUGAAUAUAACCUACAUACAGUCUGGGGGCAAGAGUACCUUCCGCACCACCCUGCACCCACGUCGCCGGUAGCCAUCUCUGCUACACAGCCCCUGCUAGCUGUCCUGACAUAAUAGUGAAUGUUUUCCGUUGAUCGUCCAUCAAAUACUUCAGUGACCUGAAGCGUCGGUCGUAUACAGAAUAGAUCACAGACUGACCAUUUUAAAGUAGUGAUAUUUAAGACUGUGCCACAAAAUGAACAAAUAAUGUGUAAAUGUUGGUGAAAUUUAGGGGGACAUUUACUAAGCAGUGAUAAGAGAGGAGAAGUGAGCCAGUGGAGAAGUUGCCCCAUCAACCAAUCAGCAGCUCUGUAUAAUUUUAUAGUGUGCAAAUUAUAGAUGUUAGUUCAGUGCUGAUUGGUUGCCAUGGUCACUUCUCCACUGGCUCACUUCUCCGCUCUUAUCACUGUUUAGUAAAUGUCCCCCUUAUUGCUGGUUUGUUUUUACUAUUUUAAUCAUUCUGAUUUGUAGAAAUCCUAAUCCAGAGAGAAAGGUACUUUUAAAAUCUGCCUUUUUGUAUGCUAAACCAGUAUUCACGAGCGCAUGGCUUGUUAAUUCACUGUGAGCAGGUGACCGCACCAAGGUGUGAGAUCAGGAGCUGGGGGCUCUCAUGUCCCCAGUCUGCCGACCUCUGUCCGAUCUAGUCUACUGAUGUGACCCCAGCAGGCGGUUCUCUAUCUGAUGCUCUGGGUCUCUGUCCCUCUCCCUGUCUGUCAAUGCAUCGGUGCCACUCCCUUGCCUGCUGUCAUAGAGAGCUGUUCCCACUCCAGACAAGACGGCUGCUUGCUGUGGGCGAUGUGGACUGCUGUAUGUUGGGCGCAUCUGGCAGCGGGUAGCUGCCUACGAGGUAACAGAGUGGAUUACAUGGGCACCGGGACUCCAUAGUACUCUACAGCGGCUUAGCCCUCCCAGGCUACGGCGCUCCAAGUGACGGCCCUGUCAGCCUGCCCCUUGAGCCGCCCCAGGCUACGGCGCUCCAAGUGACGGCCCUGUCAGCCUGCCCCUUGAGCCGCCCCAGGCUACGGCGCUUCAAGUGACGUACCUGUCGGCCUGCUUCUUGUGCCGCCCCAGGAUAAAGCACUCUGAGCAACGGCCCUGUCGGCUCGCCACUUCAGCUGCACCAAUGUGUCUCCUUACACUAGUUCCCACUAAAUGGAAUAUUGGUUCAGCACACAAAUUGGAUGUAACCAGCAGUAACGUGUACUAUGAAGUUUUUAUAUAAUUGUUAAAUCCUAUGUAAUCUUCUAUGUAAUCAACAAAUUUUUCUAGAAUUAUAUCUGAAAUAUCGGAGACCAUAAGUGAGUGUUUAAAUUUCAAAUUCAGAUGGUCGCUGUUCUUGUGUGGUGGUGUUGUUGUUGUUUUUUAAUAAAAAAAGACCCACAAAACUUUAUUUAAAAACUCAACGGUUUGUCAUAUUUGCAAUGUACUUCUCACAGGAUUAUGGGGCAGGGACUAAAGAAUUUUGAGAACAUUACAUUUAAAAACUAGCGCAUGAUCUUCUCAUUCUUCCCCUCAUAUGUCGUGCAGCUGUUGACUCCUGCGUGCAUGACCCAUGAUGCUAUUUUCCGCACAUUUGUGGCUUUUGCAUAUAAAAACCUGCUGUAUCUGUACCAGAAUCCUGUCCCCAAAAGUGUCUUUUUUUUUUAUUUUUUAUAAUCUUUCUUUGAGCUUUUGUUUACGUUUAGCCUUUCAAAUGUAUGUUAGUGUCUAUGUAUCUUUUAAAUUGUACAUUUAUUAAAUGUUUGGAACAAUU